Messenger RNA from Styela clava, 2172 nucleotides. RefSeq lists its product as uncharacterized. The record is from RefSeq and is a predicted model, not a curated record. Lineage: Eukaryota; Metazoa; Chordata; Ascidiacea; Stolidobranchia; Styelidae. Gene Ontology annotation, molecular function: calcium ion binding.
GAUUUCGUUUAUAUUGUCGAUUACUAUUACUUUGUAUUUUGGAUGGUUUUAUAACCAUCACAUAACCUACUUUGCGAUCACAGUAUGUUAGUGUAUUCGUAGAGUCAGUUUGAAAAAAUAUGAAAAUCAAUUUCAUAUCUAUAAAGCAAGAUUGUCUAAAUAUCGUGAUUUCUAAAUUCAUGCGAUACUUUGCAUAGCAUGUAGAAGUAAGAAAAGGUAGUGCCUUCGCUUAGAUGCGGGUAUAUAUAACUAGGGGUGUUGUACGAGUUGAUAUUAUUUAUUGGAAAAUCCCCGAUACGAUGCAUAACGUUUUUAAGUCAUUUUCUCGGAGCUUCCUAUCCAUCUAAACGCUGGACCACGAAUUCUUUGUAUCCCCUCGCAUCAUGCUUUACAUCUGUUUAUCGUAAUUACUUUUACUGAAUGUUCUGCUAUAAAAACCAAAUAUUACAACAUAAUCUGGCAACAUGAUCUUUACUUGUAUCAGCUCCUACCUAUCAAUUUAAUCGGUCGAAGCGGUGUACUACGUUUAUUUGGUCACAAAGGGUUUUAUACUGAGAAUGGUAUUUAUCUGUAGAAUUUACGUUUUCAGAUAUUUAUAAUAAAAAUUAAACCAUUGUACUGAGAAAGAUUUGUUCAUAUAGGUCUAAUGUAAAGGUUACAGGGAUAUGUGGAAAGCUGUGAAGAUAGCAAUAACAGCAUUUGUUCUACUAUCGGAAUGCCGCAGUGAAGGUUUGCAAUGUAAAAACGGUGGCACUUGUUCAACUUCUGCACCUGAUGGGACCUGUACAUCGUGCGUAUGUAAAACUGGAUACUCAGGCAAUGUGUGCGAAGAAGUUCUAACCGUAGUUCACGGUGUCGUCACAUACAAAUCUUCUAACCAAAGUUUUAUUCUGAUACCGUUCAAUGCAAAAGGAUUUAAAGAAGUGCUUCGAUCUUCCAUUGUAAAUUACCAAGAUUCCGUAUCAUCCAACCGUUCUAUUGAUGAAAGUACCACGUUUGUCGUCGGCUACACUGUUUAUAUGAACCGUCCUUCUGAUUGGCCAAAUUUUAACCAAUCUUUGUUCAUCUCUGAUCUGAACAAUGUCCUCAAGCAAAACAGUUCAAUUCGCGCAUUCUUCACCAAUUUUACUUCAUCGAUAACUGUUAUCUCGGCAACUGCAGAUAUUGAUGAAUGUGCGUCUGGGUUAUAUACGUGCGACGUUAAUGCAGAAUGCUUCAACACAAUACCAGGAUAUGGAUGCAAUUGCAAAAGCGGUUUCAUCGGAAAUGGCACUCAUUGCCCUGUAGGUAUUUUUUGCAAACUAAGCGAUGCACCAGAGUGGCCUACAAGUGCAACAAGGAGUGUAUAUUAUCAUAAUGGAGCACCUGUGUCGAUUUCAAACUCUGAUGAUCUUAUGCCAUACAAGACGUUCAUUGAGUAUAAAUGCCCAGAUCGAUAUACAUUGGUAAAUUUUGAAACUGGAGAAGCUCAAACGACUGUGAUUGAAUGCGUAGGAAUGAAUGAAACUACUCAAUCGCACAAAGGGUGGACAGGAAAUGGUGUCAGAUGCGAUAUGACGGUGGAGUUUAUGGUCGCGAUAAUCAUGGCCGCAGUGAGCAGUGUAAUAAUAGUUCUGGUUGCAGGAGGCUUCAUCGUUUCGUGGACAAACAAAAUGAAAAAGAAAAAACAAGAUGGAAACAGCGACAAUGAUACUGAUAUAUUAGAUUUCCCAGGCUAAUAAAAUAAAAAAAUAAAAAUAAAAUGUUUCUAUUACUAAUAUAUAAUAAAUUGAAGUUUUGUUUGUAUCAAUUACGAAGCAUUGUAAAGAGUUGACUCGUGCAUUUUCUUUUUUUCGGAAACCUAUUUUUUUGAGAUUUCCCACAAUAUGUCAACGAACUUGUUAUAUAAAUGGGGAUUCCAAUAAAAGCCAGCCAAUUUAUUUGAAUCCGAUAAUAUUAGAUAGAGUAACAGAAUAUUCUUCAAAUUGAUAUAUUGAGUCGUAUUUCCCUCAUAUGAAUCUCUUCUGUCCUAACAAUGAUCCAAUAUCUUCAAAUAAUAUAAUGUCAACGACUCUGAUGGCGAAUGUUCUCAAUUUGAUAGUUAUUUUUUUAUGUUGAAAUUGCGUGUGAACGGCAAUGUCUUCUAUUAUAUUCGUGCAAUGUUUUUAUUACAUUUCUUUUUAUUAUCACUGA